CUGCAGAGCUGAUUCCCUCCGGAGCUCGGAGGGAAUCCGCCAUUAGGCGAUGGCGCUAACCCGGAAGCCUCUACCUCCUGGGCCCUUGCCUCUGCCGCUUCCACCGCCAGAGCCUCUACCGCCUGGGCCUCUGCCGCUGGUGCCUCCGCUGCCAGAGCCUCUACCAUCUGGUCCUCUGCCGCUGCCGCUGGUAUCUCCGCAGCCUAAGCCUCUAGCGCCUGGGCCUCUGCCAUUGCCGCUGGUGCCUCCGCCGCCAGAGCCUGUAACUCCUGGGCCCUUGCCGCUGCCGCUAGUAAUUCCACCGCCAGAGCCUCGACUGCCUGGGUCUCUGCCGCUGGUGCCUCCGCAGCCCGAGCCUCUACAGCCUGGGCCUCUGUCUCUACCGCUGGUGCCUCUGCCGUCAGAGCCUCUACCGCCUGGGCCUCUACCGCUGGUGCCUCUGCAGCCCAAGCCUCUACCGCCUGGGCAUCUACCAGUGCCCCUGGUGCCUCCACAGCCUGAGCCUCUACCGCCUGGGCCCUUGCCGCUGCCGCUGGUGCUUCCACCGCAAGAGCCUCUACUGCCUGGGUCCUUGCCGCUGCCGCUGGUGCCUCCGCCGCCAGAGCCUCUACCGCCUGGUCCUCUGCCGCUGCCGCUGGUGUCUCCACAGCCUGAGCCUCUGCCAUUGCUGCUGGUGCCUACGCCGCCAGAGCCUCUACCGCCUGGACCCUUGCCGCUGCCGCUAGUAAUUCCACCGCCAGAGCCUUGACAGCCUGGGCCUCUGUUGCUCCCGCUGGUGCCUCCGCAGCCCGAGCCUCUACUGCCUGGGCCUCUGCUGGUUCCGCUGGUGCCUCA
Podarcis muralis (Common wall lizard) is the source of this 834-nucleotide messenger RNA. Lineage: Eukaryota; Metazoa; Chordata; Lepidosauria; Squamata; Lacertidae. The record is from RefSeq and is a predicted model, not a curated record.